Molecule: messenger RNA, 1851 nt
Organism: Pediculus humanus corporis (human body louse)
Lineage: Eukaryota; Metazoa; Arthropoda; Insecta; Psocodea; Pediculidae
Product: Sulfate permease, putative
Exons: 10
Coding region: 1-1851 (616 amino acids)
Biological process (GO): transmembrane transport
Cellular component (GO): membrane
Molecular function (GO): secondary active sulfate transmembrane transporter activity
Source: RefSeq, a predicted model, not a curated record
AUGUCAAAUGAAAAAAAUUUAACGGUUUUUUGUAAGAAAAAAUUAUUAAGACACGUACCGAUAUUAAAAUGGAUUGGAAAAUAUAAAAAAUCAGAUUUUGUCGCGGAUACCGUCGCUGGAAUAACUUUAGGUUUGAUGCUUAUACCUCAAAGUAUUGCUUAUGCCGUUUUGGCUGGAGUUUCUCCAGAGUACGGUUUGUAUUCAUCGUUCAUGGGAGGUUUUAUUUAUUUUGUUUUUGGUACCGUUAAAGAAGUUUCCGUUGGUCCCACGUCAUUAAUUUCUUUGCUCACGUUUGAAUUUACUUCUCACAUGCCGUUGGAAAUUGUUUUUUUAUUUACAUUUUUAUGCGGUUUUAUCGAAUUUUUAUGCGGAUUAUUACAUUUAGGAUUUUUAGUUAAUUUCAUACCGAUGCCGGUUACGACGAGUUUUCAAUCUGCCACGUCUAUUAUCAUUAUCGCAUCGCAAUUGAAAUAUUUUUUCGGUUUGAAUAAUAUCAAAUCGGGAAGAUUUUUAAACACGAUUUAUAACGUUUUUUAUAAAAUACCUGAAACUAAUUUGAGUGACGUCAUAUUAAGCAUUUUCUGUUGUGGUUUUUUACUAUCGUUAAGGCAAAUAAACGAAUUGAAAAUAAUGAAAAAAAAUAAAGAAUUGAAUCAAAAUGAAAAAAUAUUAAAAAAAGUGUUAUGGUUGAUUUCGAUAAGUAGAAAUGCAUUUUGCGUUUUGAUUUGUGGCCUUUUCACUUAUGCUUUUAUAAAUAUUGGACAAAAAGAACCACCUUUUGGUAUAACAGGAAAUAUACCAUCAGGCCUACCAACAUUUCAAUUUCCACAUUUUUCAACACAAGUAAAUAAUAAAACUUUAUCAUUUGUUGAAAUAUUUUAUGAAAUAUCACCAGGUUUAACGGUUGUACCAUUGAUAUCAAUUUUAGCCAACAUAACAAUUGCUAAAGCAUUCAGUGGAACUUCUUCUGUUGAUGCCACACAAGAAAUGUUAACACUUGGUAUUUGUAACAUGAUGGGUGCCUGUGUUGGUGCAGUACCAUCAUGUGGUGCUUUUACCAGAAGUGCUGUAUCAAAUUCGAGCGGUGUAAGAACACCACUAUCAGGAUUAUUUACCGGUACCAUAUUAUUAUUCGUCAUAAAAUUUUUAACACCUUAUUUUUAUUACAUACCAAAAGCAAGUUUGGGUUCUGUUUUAAUAUGUGCCGUCAUUUUUAUGAUUGAUGUUAAAACAAUGUUUUUACUAUGGAAAUCAAACAAAAGAGAUUUCCUUUGUGCCAUGAUAACUUUUUUCAUGUGUUUAUUUGUCGGAGUUCAAAUCGGACUCGCUGUCGGAAUUGGUUUAUCCAUGUCUUAUUUAUUAUAUUUAUGGACGAAUCCGAAUAUUCAAAUAGAAAUCAAAACGACUAACGAAUGUUGUAAUUAUUAUUUGGUCACACCCGACAUUGGAUUAUUUUAUCCUGCCAGUGACGUCAUACAAAAAAAAAUCAACGAUAAAUGUACCAUUGAUGACGUUCCAGUCGUUAUCGAUUGUUUACAUUUAAAAGGUAUCGAUUAUACAAGCGCACAGGGCAUUAAAGAUUUGAUUAAGAAUUUUCAAAAAAAUUGUAAAAAACUUGCUUUUGUUAACGUUAAUAAAAAUAUAUAUACGACUUUGAAAAAUUUAAACGUUGAAAUGACCGUUAAAAAAUGUUUUCGCGACCAUUACGAAAACGGAGAAUUAUUCCUUCAUUUAAAUCGUGACGAUUAUACGAAUCCAUUAAUUUUAUUAAAAACCGUUAAAGAUUUUAAUAAUAUUGAUGAUUUAAAUAAAUUACCGGAGGAAAAAGUAUUACUGCCGAACAAAGAGUAA